Micropterus dolomieu (smallmouth bass) is the source of this 2313-nucleotide messenger RNA. RefSeq names its product prostaglandin E synthase 2-like (gene ptgesl). Gene Ontology annotation, molecular function: prostaglandin-E synthase activity. The transcript has 7 exons. The coding region runs from base 57 to 1202 and encodes 381 amino acids. Gene Ontology annotation, cellular component: mitochondrion. Lineage: Eukaryota; Metazoa; Chordata; Actinopteri; Centrarchiformes; Centrarchidae. The record is from RefSeq and is a predicted model, not a curated record.
AAAGCCCGGUAGUCUCGUCUCCCGCGGUGCAUUCUGGGAUUUUAUGUAAAACCAACAUGGCGGCCGCCUGUGCCAGAACGCUCUGUAAGGUCGGCUGGAAUAUUUUGGAGUCUCCAGCCGCCCGCCGGGCCGGUACCGGUUCGUACCCGGUGGGCAAUGUGAGCGCACACGGGUUCAGGAGGGCGUACGGGACCGGCGGGACCGGCGGGACCGGGGUCCGCGCCAAACUGCUCUCCUCUCUGCGAGGAGGUGGAGGCAGGGUCCUGGGCUGUGCGUUCCUGCUCGGUGGAGGUUUGGGUUUAUAUCAGACUGUGAAGUUCAAUGUCCAGCAGCACCUCGCCGAGGAGGAGACCAAGCUUACAGGAGGAGGUCUGAAGCUGACUCUGUACCAGUACAAGACCUGCCCGUUCUGCAGCAAGGUGCGAGCCUUUCUGGACUACCACGGGCUGCCGUAUGAGAUCGUGGAGGUGAACCCGGUGAUGAGGAAGGAGUUAAAGUGGUCGGUCUACAGAAAAGUUCCCAUCCUGAUGGUGGACGGUGAAGUGCAACUGAAUGACUCGUCUGUCAUCAUCAGCUCCCUCAAGACAUAUUUAAUCAGCAAGGAGAAAAGCAUGUCUGACAUUAUUUGCUGCUACCCGGAGAUGAAGUCGGUGAAUGACAGAGGGAAGGAGGUGACGGAGUACACCAACAAGUACUGGUUGAUGCUGAGCGAGGCCGAGACCGCGGUGGCGUACCCCGAGAAGGGAAUGCAGAAAGAGGAGAUGAAGUGGCGUCAGUGGGCAGACGAUUGGCUUGUGCAUCUUAUAUCUCCCAACGUGUACCGAACUACCGGUGAGGCCUUGGCCUCCUUCGACUACAUUGUACGCGAGGGCAAGUUUGGUACUUUCGAAGGUUUCUUUGCCAAAUAUGUCGGCGCUGCGGCCAUGUUUCUCAUCUCCAAAAGGCUCAAAAGUCGACACAACUUGCAGGACGACGUCAGGCAGGAUCUCUACAAGGCCGUCAACGACUGGGUGGCAGCCAUCGGCAAGAAAAGGAAGUUCAUGGGGGGAGAACAUCCCAACCUGGCAGACCUGGCAGUGUUUGGCGUCCUCAGAGUGAUGGAGGGCCUGCAGGCGUUUGACGACAUGAUGGAGAACACCAAGGUCAAAUACUGGUACAGACGCAUGGAGAGAGCAUCGCUCAAUCACGAGGGCCGCAACUGAAGCCGAAGCCAGUCGAACAGCUGAAGGAGACCACAGAACACCUUCCAGCCUCAGAAAGACAGUAAACCGGCAGAAAGACGGUGACCAGCAUCAGCAAGCAAGAAGUUCCUGCUAUGAUUGUGGAAAUUACUACUGCCCUGAUUGAUUUCCUGCCCUUGAGUUUAAAGCCUGUUGAUUUGUAUGAAUAAGUUAACUGGAGACAUAUAUGAAGAUAAAGAGAUCGCACACAUUAACAUACUGUCACCAGAUAUUUUACCAUCAACUCUUCUGUUCAUUUAAGGUCAUUUUACUGACCUUUACUGGUGAACUGUGGGAACUGCGACAUAAAUCAACAUACUGUUUUAGUAAUAUUGAGUCAAACUUUCGCAAUGCAAACAAAACGAAAACAAAAGAAGUUUGCAGAUCUUUGAUGCAGCAAUUCUGUCAAUUUCCUGCAAAUAUGUUUUUGUUUUUUGUUGUGGGGAGGUGAAAGUAUCACAUGUUGACCCUUUCAUAGUUGGACAGUUGGAAGUCUGGAAAUUCCACAUUUCCAGGCCCUGAAUGGUGUCACAAAACGUCAGAAAAAUGCUUACGUUAUUUUUCACUCUUCACCAUGACUAAAACGUUUAGCUGCUUGUAUUUCACAUCAAGUACUGUAGUUCUUUGUUAACGUGGUCUUUUCCUUCUCAACCAAACAUUUUGGGCCCCCGCAAGGACUCAAGUUUAAAACAAAACAUUUUUUAUUUCUUCAGGUUUUGCUCCAAUUUUUGCCCAUUUUCUCUCAUAAAUAUUGAAGUUUUAGCCCUCAAUUAUGGAAGUCAAGUACGCAUCACUUAGUUUUAAGUGAUCAAAAAUGUUGAGAUUUUGUUCUAGUUGACUUUCAGAAAACUUUAUUAUUUAAUUUGAUUUUAUAGGCAGACACGUUGUUACCCUUCAGAUUAUUGCAGCUUUGUCUGGGAAAAAGUUUAUUUUGAUUUUCUUCUCGGUUCAGCAGUUUUCUGUGUAUGCAGGCACCAUGAGAUCAGGUUAUCUUAUUUAUUUCAGAUGAUAGUUUUUGUGUAACUGAUGCAGGAUCAGUCUGGUCGAUCGGAUUGGUGUUCUCUUUGUAGUAAAAUAAAAUGGUAAGAACUGG